Rotaria sp. Silwood1 is the source of this 423-nucleotide messenger RNA. Lineage: Eukaryota; Metazoa; Rotifera; Eurotatoria; Philodinida; Philodinidae. The record is from the annotation of a GenBank genome assembly.
AUGACCAAAGAUCUUCGUAUUUGUGAUGAUUAUCUUCAAUUUCAAAAUCAUUUAAAAGAUUUAAGAAAAUUAGAUGAUUUAAUUAUAAAUACACUUAAUACAACAGUUCUUACAGCUACAUUUCGUUCUCAAGGUUCUGAUGCAGCCAAACAAUGUCAAAAACUUGGUGAUGAAAUUGCUUCACGUGCAACAUAUCGUAGUGAAUUAAUUUCUUCUUGUUUAUCACGUACAAAUGAUUUAAUAGCAGAAAAUGAUUCGAAUGAUAGUCAUCGUAAAGCAUUAAUAUUUCAACGACGACAAUUACAAAAUGAACGUAAUGUCGAAGAAAUUGUUCGAACAAAUACUGAGAAAGCAUUUUAUGAACGUUGUCGAGAUUUUUAUACACCUUCUAAAACUGCCUCAACAUUUUCAUCAUUGAAAUGA